AAAGAUGAAGAAAUCGCUAAAGUCUAUGAAUAUAAAGAUUAUUUUGAAAUGUCAUCUAAAUAUUCAAAAAUCAAAGAAAAAAGAAAUAUUACUAACAGAUUUUUUUGUGAACUUUUUGAUGAAAUUUCACAUUAUGAAUUAGAAACAAGAUUAAAAAGUCUUAUAUUUGAUGCCAAACACGUAUUUGAUAAAAAAGAUUAUGAAAAUGCAUAUUCUAAACUAAAUGAAAUUAUAGGGCAAAUUCCUGCUACUCAUAAAGAAUAUAAUAAUGUUGUACACAAACUUUUAUUAUGUAUUUUGAGGUUAAAUAAGAAAAAUGAAUUUAAGAGAGUUGAGAUUUUUAUUAAAUAUUUUAGAUCGUUAAGUAACUCUGAACCAAAAAAAGAAAAACAAGGUGCUAAAAUAUUAGCUAACAAAAUUGAAAAUGAACUAUCAGAAAAGUUAUUUUCAUCUAUUGA
Dentiscutata erythropus is the source of this 458-nucleotide messenger RNA. The record is from the annotation of a GenBank genome assembly. Lineage: Eukaryota; Fungi; Glomeromycota; Glomeromycetes; Diversisporales; Gigasporaceae.